AUGCUUGGAAAAUAUUUGUUUACCAUUUUGAUGGGUCUUGUUUUGUUGAAUGCUGUUGUUAGUAGUGAUAGUGACUCCAAAAUAUGGACACCUGAUGAAUUCGAAGCGCUUUUAAAACGAAUAGGAGAAUUAAAAACGAGAAAUUCUCAUCCCGCACCAGAAACCACUACAGAAUUCGAAAUAAACAUGAGGAAUAUCUUCAAAGUCGAUUGUUUUGAAGGAUACAAAUUAGUGCAUGGAAGAUGUAGAAGAGUUCAUCGAAAUAAAAGUUUGUAA
Molecule: messenger RNA, 276 nt
Organism: Phyllotreta striolata
Lineage: Eukaryota; Metazoa; Arthropoda; Insecta; Coleoptera; Chrysomelidae
Source: the annotation of a GenBank genome assembly